AUGUCCGGUAUGUAUUCGGAUAAGCCGUAUAAUUAAGUAUUUAUUUGAAUAUUACUAUUUAAAUUUUACAAUAAUAUUUUGGACAAUUAGGCAGUUACGAUCUUUCACAGUUCUAGUUUGGCCAUCAUAUACUUGAAUACAAGUAUUAUCGGCUACGUACUUUAGAUAGAAUACUAACUGGGACCAUUAGUUGAUUUUAACACUGUUGCUACCGAGUUCUGUAACUUUUACUACCAACAAUUCGAUUCGGAUAGAACCCAAUUGGGUAACUUAUACAGAGAGCAAUCCAUGUUAACAUUUGAAACUUCCCAAUUACAAGGUGCUAAGGACAUUGUUGAAAAGUUAGUUUCUUUACCUUUCCAAAAAGUUGCACACAGAAUUUCUACAUUAGAUGCUCAACCAGGUUCGCCAAAUGGUGACAUUUUAGUUAUGGUUACUGGAGAAUUAAUAAUUGACGAUGAACAAAACGCUCAACGUUACUCCCAGGUGUUCCACCUCAUCCCUGAUGGGAACUCGUAUUAUGUCUUUAAUGAUAUCUUCAGAUUAAACUACUCUUAA
Messenger RNA from Debaryomyces tyrocola, 558 nucleotides. The record is from the annotation of a GenBank genome assembly. Lineage: Eukaryota; Fungi; Ascomycota; Pichiomycetes; Serinales; Debaryomycetaceae.